Messenger RNA from Strongylocentrotus purpuratus (purple sea urchin), 395 nucleotides. RefSeq names its product calcium/calmodulin-dependent protein kinase type II subunit delta-like. Gene Ontology annotation, biological process: protein phosphorylation. Lineage: Eukaryota; Metazoa; Echinodermata; Echinoidea; Camarodonta; Strongylocentrotidae. The record is from RefSeq and is a predicted model, not a curated record. Gene Ontology annotation, molecular function: calcium/calmodulin-dependent protein kinase activity; calmodulin binding.
CACGUAAGAUGGAGGUGAUCAAGGUGACGGAGGCUCUCAUAGAUGUCAUCAACAACGGAGUUGAAGGAUACACAAAACUGUGUGAUCCGCAUAUGACCUGCUUUGAGCCAGAGGCGUUCGGCAAUUUAGUGGAAGGCAUGGAUUUUCACAGGUUCUACUUUGACAACGUACUGUCGAAGAACAACAGAGCGCGCAACACUACCAUCCUCCACCCUCACGUUCAUCAUGGCGACGACGCAGCCUGCAUUGCCUAUGUCCGCCUCACGUACAUAGACCGGAACGGCUUACCUGUAACAGCCCAGUCGGAGGAGACGAGAGUUUGGCAACGCAGGGACAACAAGUGGACUAGCAUUCACUUUCACCGAUCUGGAUCUCCGAGUGCCCCCUCCAAAUAG